This is a messenger RNA of Argiope bruennichi, 1519 nucleotides long. RefSeq names its product protein gooseberry-like. The record is from RefSeq and is a predicted model, not a curated record. Bases 38 to 1480 code for a protein of 480 amino acids. Gene Ontology annotation, biological process: regulation of transcription by RNA polymerase II; anatomical structure development. NCBI's taxonomy places the organism in Eukaryota, Metazoa, Arthropoda, Arachnida, Araneae, Araneidae. The transcript is spliced from 10 exons. Gene Ontology annotation, molecular function: RNA polymerase II cis-regulatory region sequence-specific DNA binding; DNA-binding transcription factor activity, RNA polymerase II-specific.
GGGAGUAUAGCAAAAGAUACUUUUCAUUUCAAUUAGGAUGGCCGCUGCACUCAACAUGAGACCCUUCUUUGCUGGUUAUCCUUUUCAAGGUCAAGGUCGAGUAAAUCAGCUCGGAGGAGUGUUUAUCAAUGGAAGACCGUUGCCUAACCACAUAAGGCUAAAGAUAGUUGAAAUGGCUGCCGCUGGAGUAAGGCCUUGUGUCAUUAGCAGACAGCUUCGAGUGUCCCACGGAUGCGUAUCCAAGAUACUUAAUCGAUACCAAGAAACUGGCAGCAUUAGGCCUGGAGUAAUUGGUGGAAGCAAGCCAAGAGUUGCUACCCCAGAAGUUGAGAAAAAAAUAAAGGAAAUAUUGAAAGAAAAUGCUGGUCUUUUCAGCUGGGAAAUUCGAGAUAGAUUGAUCUCGGAGGGCAUUUGUGACAAGAGCUCUGCUCCAAGCGUUAGCUCUAUUAGUCGUUUGUUAAGGGGCUCCCGUUCUCACCAUAGUUCUCGUUCCGACUCAGGCAGCGAUUCUUGCGAUGGCAGCAAAAAAGCUGAUCACAGCAUUGACGGAAUUCUUGGAGGUCGAGCACCUAAUGAUGACUCCGACUGCGAUUCUGAACCUGGAAUUCCUCUAAAACGAAAGCAACGGCGAUCUCGAACAACUUUUACUGUGGAACAGCUAGAAGCACUUGAAAUGGCAUUUGAACGUACUCAGUAUCCAGAUGUCUUUACGAGGGAAGAACUUGCUCAGAGAACAAAUUUGACGGAAGCAAGAGUGCAGGUAUGGUUUAGCAAUCGCAGAGCUAGAUGGAGAAAACAAGUUGGCGGUCAACAAAUUUCGGCUGCCUUUUCCGCUGCUCCUACCGUUCCUUUAGCUUAUCCAAACCCUUGCUUUGAAAAUUCCCCAAAUACACUGCAAGAAAGAGAUACUAGUGGCUGGCACAGACCAAUUGUAGCAUCAACCAACAUAAACAACACAGCACCUCCAACUGCAUUUCCAACAUUUACUCAAAAUCAUCCACCUCAUAAUGCCUAUGCACAACUUCCUCCUGAGCCUUGUGUGAAUCCUUCCCAACAGAUGUUUUCAAUCUUAGGAAAUUCCGGGGUUCCAUCAAUAAAUUCAUCUGCAACUGGUGAAUAUCAUCCGCAUACUCCAGCUACAUCAUCAACGAGUGUUGAUAUGGCAUGGAAUAAUCCGAAUCAUCUAGGUUCUAGAAUACCGGAUUCUACGAACGCACCACCCUACCACACACCUUUUCAGCCAGCCACUACUGAAAAUUUUGGAAUGUUCAGUAAUAGCGAGUCAUUUAUGACCCCAAAUUUCAACAAUUUGCAAUCCCAUGCUUUUAUGCCUUUGGAUAUGAAAAGCACUUUUUCCUACGGAUCACAAUUUCCUGUUAAUUCCAGUGCUGUCUGCAAAGAAUUCGAUACAUCAUGCAAUGUGCUGGCUAAUCUGAGGCAAAAAUCAAGAGAACAUACAGCUGCCUUAGGACUAUUCUAGUUUUACGAUGGAAAAUAUUUUUUUAAAAAUUAUAUCAUU